CAUCAACAACACACACUGCCUUGUAAUUAUCUCAAACUUUAAGCCCACUUUCUCACCCAUUUUUCUAUAAAAACCUUCCACCCUUCAAAACCAUCAAUCCCUCCUUCCAGAAGUCCAAAGCAAAGUCAAGCCCGAACAAGCAAAGACUGACUUUGUUUUUUGGUUUUUUAUAUUUGAGAUCUUAAUUUUCCCGAGAAAAUGUCGGCGGGGCUUGGAAAAUGCUGUAAAAUCCGCCACAUUGUGAGGCUUCGCCAAAUGUUGCGGCGGUGGAGGAACAAGUCCCGCAUGUCGGCCAGUCGCAUCCCAUCCGAUGUUCCGGCGGGGCACGUUGCGGUUUGCGUUGGGACGAGCUGCAGAAGAUUCGUGGUGCGCGCCACGUACCUCAACCAUCCCAUUUUUAAGAGACUCCUUAUCCAAGCCGAGGAAGAGUACGGCUUCACUAACCAAGGCCCAUUGGCGAUCCCAUGCGACGAGUCAGUUUUCGAAGAAGUGAUCCGGUUUAUUUCUCGCUCGGAGUCGGGUCACUCCGGUAUGUUCGUGAACACCGAGGACUUUAAAGUGAAGUGUCACGUGGGAAGGAGUAAGCUUGAUUUGUGGACAGAAUCGCGACCUUUACUUCAUGGGUUUAAAGAAGUAGUGGGAAGAGAAAGACAACGGUUUUGAUUCUAUCGGGAUUUCGGACUCGGCUCCUGGAUAACUCGAGUCAACAGCUAGUUACGGACUACUGAAAUAAGUGAGGCGGCCGAGCUGAGGAGGUGGCAACUAAAUAUACCACCAUAUAAGUUGAUGAGGGAUUUUAGUUUUAAAAUUGCAUGUACUUGGUUGGGGGGGGGGGGUAAAGGAAAAUAGCUCCGGAGAACGUGUGGAGAUGGCAGAAAAGGCGGGUGAGUGAUCGCCGAGUCGUCCCGGUUCAAAUCGUAAUGGAAUUGGAGGCAAAAGAAAAAAGGUGAAGACGUUGUCACAGUUGAAUUCUUGAAGAAGGUAGAAGGAAAAAGGUGAUGAUUGUUAAACAAAAAAAACUGCUGUACAUUCUGUAAUUUAUUGAUUGAUGAAGUCAAAUAUUGUAGUGAUAUUCCGUUAA
This is a messenger RNA of Gossypium arboreum, 1081 nucleotides long. Its product is annotated as auxin-induced protein 6B-like. Bases 199 to 663 code for a protein of 154 amino acids. The transcript has a single exon. Lineage: Eukaryota; Viridiplantae; Streptophyta; Magnoliopsida; Malvales; Malvaceae. The record is from RefSeq and is a predicted model, not a curated record. Gene Ontology annotation, biological process: response to auxin.